AUGUGCCGCUUCCUGAUUUUGAUAGUUCUUAUCCUUGGAUAUGGAAGAAUCUGCAGUAGCUGGACACCACAAGAGGUGGUUCAACGCCUCAAUAGAGAUAUGGAACUAGAGCUUAAUAUUUAUAUGGAUUGCGAAGAUGUGAAUAUAUCGGUAGAUCAGGGAGAAGUUCCAAAUUUGCAACUUAAUUCUGUGUAUGAACAACCGAAAUUAAUGGGAAGAUUCAGCGAGAGAGCUUUGUUAAUUGCCUGCUUAAAGGAAGCCAAAGGAAAUCGAACCCUAAAAAGAUUAAAGGAACUUCUUUGGGGACUUCAACAUUUGCCUAUAUUUUAUAUCCUGAAUUCUGAAAUGGAUUUCUAUUUCGAGCAAGCCUUACAGAAGGGAUUUCUUCAUACGCUGGCCUUGAAUACAAUGAAUGGAUCGCUUUACACCUAUACACCUUAUCCCACAAUACAAAUACAUCAAUUGAAAGAAAUAGAAAAUUUCUAUAAAAUAACUACACUAAAAAAUCUACAUGGAAUCGAUGUGAAUAUAACUGGAGAGACAAUGACACCGCGUUGUUUCCACUAUAAUAAUCGUCAAGGGAAAAAGGUUUACGCGGGUUAUAUGUACAAGCUAGUAAAGGGAUUUAUAAAUGCCUACAAUGGCACUGAGAGAAUGGCCUAUGCCAAUGAGGAGAUCAUACCCUAUGACGAACUAAAAAGUGAAUUAUUAAAUGGUCACAUCGAUAUGAUGCCUCGGAUUAUACACAUUUUGAAUUGGCAAUAUUUCUACCGCAGUUCUAUUUUAUAUAAUAUAAAAACCUUUAUAAUUGUUCCCUGGGCUGAGCCUUUGCCAAAGAGUUUGUACUUCCUGAAACCCUUUGUUUGGACAGCCUGGAUGACUAUAAUGGCCAGCUUGAUGUACUCCUCGAUAAUGAUCUGGAGGCUAAAACAUCGACAAAAGGAUGCUUCUACUUUAUCAUCAACUUUUUUGGAUGUUUUGCAAUGGCUUUUCCUACUUCCGAUUAGCCAUAAUUGGCACUACAAACUGGGACUGCAUCGUGUGAUCGCUUUUCUGGUUCUCUUCACAGUGGGAUUUAUUUUAACUAAUUUGUAUUUGGCUCAGUUAUCAAGUUUCCUGACCACUGGUUUGUUUAAAAAACAACUCAAUACCUUUGAGGAUCUAUUUCGUGAGAACCGUACACUGAUACUCGAAAGUUUUGACAUGGAAGUGUUGCAUAAUAUGACCAGGGAUAAGUUAAUACAACCAGAAUUUGAAAAUAUCGUUGUAAGCACCUCAAUAGCUGAGGUCUUUUCUCAUCGCAAGAGCCUGAAUACAACAUAUGUCUAUACGGCCUAUGAAGAUCGCAUUGAGUUUGAAUUGUACCAGCAGGUGUAUUUACGAGUGCCGAUUUUUAAGAGACUUAAUGAUAUCUACGACCAGAGACCGGUGUUUGUCGCUUUGCGGCAUGGUUUGCCAUAUGCGGAAUUAUUUAAUAAUUAUCUUCACAGGAUAUGGGAGUCGGGCAUUUUGGCGAAAUUCCAGAGCGACACCUUAAACGAGGGCAUCUCCAGUGGUGAAAUCAGCUUCCGGCACUCCACUUCUCGUGAGAUCCAUGUCUUUGACAUGGAAUUUUAUUAUUUUGCCUAUAUUUUGUUGGGCUUCGGUUGGUCUAUCAGCAUUAUAGUGUUUUUGGUAGAGAGAAAGGGAUUUAUUAUUGGGAAUAAGUGUCUUCAAUGGGUUUUUAAAGACAAAUAA
Molecule: messenger RNA, 1737 nt
Organism: Drosophila serrata
Lineage: Eukaryota; Metazoa; Arthropoda; Insecta; Diptera; Drosophilidae
Gene: Ir67c
Product: Ionotropic receptor 67c
Source: RefSeq, a predicted model, not a curated record